AUGUCGAUACCACAUAACGGCUUGCGCGACCCCGAGAAGGAGACGAAGGACGACUAUGACGCGCGCGUCGGUUCGAUCGACCAAGGGUUCCGCGACGAGCACACGGCCUACGGCGUCGCCGUCGACGAGAAGGGCCACACGGUGCUCGAGGGCACGUUCGACCCGGUGUACGAAGCGAAGGCGCGCGUGUUGAACCGCGCUAUUCAGGACAUCGGCAUGGGGGCGUACCAGUGGCAGCUGUUUGUCGUCAUCGGCUUCGGCUGGGCGUCGGACAACAUGAUGCCCAUCGUCACCUCGCUCAUCCUCCCCGUCAUUGCCAAGGAGUUCAACCCCGUGCACAAGGAGUUCCUCCCGCUCGCGCAGAACCUCGGUCUGCUCGCCGGCGCCGUCUUCUGGGGUCUCGGCGCGGACGUCAUUGGCCGCAAAAUCGGCUUCAACCUCACCCUCGGCAUCACGGCCGUGUUCGCCAUGAUCGCCGCAAGUUCGCCGAACUUUGCGGCGAUUGCUGUCUUUGACGCUCUCUGGUCCUUCGGCGUCGGCGGAAACCUCCCGAUCGAUUCGGCCAUCUUCCUCGAAUUCCUCCCGGCCUCGCACCAGUACCUCCUGACCGUUCUGUCAGUCGACUGGGCGCUCGCCCAGGUCGUCGCCACCCUGAUCGCCUGGCCGCUGCUCGGCACGCUUACCUGCUCCGACGCGGAGACCUGCACGCGGUCUCAGAAUAUGGGCUGGAGAUGGUAUGUGAUCACGAUGGGCGGUAUCCUCCUGAUCAUGUUCAUUAUCCGCUUCAUCUUCUUCCACAUUUACGAGUCGCCCAAGUUCUUGAUGGGCAAGGGCAAGGAGGAGGAGGCGGUCCGCGUCGUGCACGAGGUCGCGCGCCGGAACGGCAAGACGGUCAACCUCACCGUCGACGACCUUAAAGCGUGCGAGCCCGAGGGUUAUGUUGGACGCACUGAUGCGACCGAGGCGCUCCGUCGCAGUCUACUAAAGCGUGUCAACAUGUCGCACGUCCGCUCGCUGUUCAGCACGCCUCGCAUCGCCUUCAGCACCAGCAUGAUCAUGCUCAUCUGGCUGAUCAUCGGUCUCGCCUACCCGCUGUACAAUGGCUUCCUGCCCCUCCUCGUCUCCAACUCGGGCAGCAGCACCUACAUCACGUACCGCAACAUGCUGAUCAUUGCCGUGCUCGGCGUUCCCGGCGCCAUCAUCGGCGCCAUCCUCUCCGAGUGGCGCUUCAUGGGGCGCAAGGGUGUGCUCGCGAUGAGCACGGCCCUGACCGGUGUCUUCCUCCUUUGCAACACGACGGCGCGCACAAACCCGAACGCCCAGCUCGGAUGGAACUGCGCGUACAACUUCUUCUCAACAAUCUGCUACGCCAUCCUGUACGCUUAUACGCCAGAGGUGUUCCCGACGUUCUCUCGUGGUACGGGCAACGCUUUGACCGCGUCCUGCAACCGUGUCAUGGGCGUCAUGGCUCCCGUCAUCGGCAUCUACGCCAAGGCCGGCACCUGGGUUCCCGUCUACGCCGCCGGCGCCAUGUUCAUCGCCGCCGGCCUGCUCGCCCUCAUCCUUCCCUUCGAGUCUCGCGGCAAGGCGAGUCUCUAA
Molecule: messenger RNA, 1599 nt
Organism: Trichosporon asahii var. asahii CBS 2479
Lineage: Eukaryota; Fungi; Basidiomycota; Tremellomycetes; Trichosporonales; Trichosporonaceae
Exons: 1
Coding region: 1-1599 (532 amino acids)
Biological process (GO): transmembrane transport
Molecular function (GO): transmembrane transporter activity
Source: RefSeq, a predicted model, not a curated record